AUGCACAAUCUCAUAAGCACUACUAACUAUGAACAAAGUGGGAAUGAUUUCCUCUGCUUGGCUGGUUCAGGGAAGAUUCCAAAGAAGAAGAGGUUUGAAUUGGGGGUUGGAAGAAUGAGUAGGAGUUGGCCAGACAGAGACUUGGGAGUGAGAAGGGAAUUUCAGAGAAGAGCUCUUUCUUCUGAACCCAUCGUGAAGAGAGUGGUGAAGUGGAGCUGGGGACCUCCAUGCCCAGUUUCCCAUCAUGGGCCCCAGGACUUCUUCCCUGAGUCCCAGGCAGCAGCCCCAGAGGUCCCAUCUAACCUGGAAGCCCAGGGAGGCAGGAGGGGCUGGAAGUGCUGGCACAUUCACCCCAGGAAAGCAGAUCAUGGGACACGUGUGGGGCUGCUGCUGCGGAACGUCAAAGAUGCUGCUCUCCGUAAUCCCACAGCCCAGCUCGGAGACACCAGGGCCUCAGCCCUGACCCGCUGGGGCCUGGCUGAGAUGGUUUCUGCUCCUGGUUCUGAAGCUUAUGAGUGUCUUGUCCUUCUCACCGGCCUGGCAAAGCAGCCUUCCCGCAUCUGUGCCUUUAACACUCGCGGGACCGAUAGCCACAUCUCAGGGGAUGAGCCUCUCCAUCUCGACUGUUCAUUCAUUCGAAAACACUGCUCGGGGUCCGUGGGGGUGCUGGCCCUGCUGGGCUCCGAGGAGAGUCAGAGACGUCUUGGAAUGCGUGAGGAACCCCGGAGUCACCGCGAUUUCCUGCUUCAGCAGUGCUUGGACAGACACCAGCACUCGUCCCCCUCUCCGGUGGGCCGCUCAGAGCCUGCCUUUGCCAUCACCUCCCAGCGCCCUCCGACCACCCAAGGUCCCCGCCGCCGGCACCGCCUCUGCUCAGCCGCCCGCAGGACCACCGCGUCCCCCUCACAGGUGCGCCAGAACUACCACCAGGACUCGGAGGCUGCCAUCCACCACCGGAUCAACCUGGAGCUCUACGCCUCCUACGUCUACCUGUCCAGAUCAUACUAUUUUGACCGCGAUGAUGUGGUUUUGAAGAACUUUGCCGUAUACUUUCUUCACCAAUCUCGUGAAGAAAGGGAACAUGCUGAGAAACUGAUGAAGCUGCAGAACCAAUGGGGUGGCCAAAUCCUCCUUCAGGAUGUCAAGAAACCAGACCGUGACGACUGGGAGAAUGAGCUGAAUGCAACGGAAUGUGCGCUAUACUUGGGAAAAAACGUCAAUCAGGAACUACUGGAACUGCACAAACUGGCCACUGACAAAAAUGACCCCCAUUUGUGUGACUUCAUUGAGACUCAUUACCUGAAUGAGCAGGUGAAAUCCAUCAAAGAACUGGGUGACCACCUAACCAACUUGUGCAAGAUAGGGGCUCCCGGAUCCGGCACGGCAGAGUAUCUCUUUGACAAGCACACACUGGGAAACAGUGACAGCAAGAGCUAA
This is a messenger RNA of Hippopotamus amphibius kiboko, 1437 nucleotides long. RefSeq lists its product as uncharacterized. The record is from RefSeq and is a predicted model, not a curated record. Gene Ontology annotation, cellular component: cytoplasm. Gene Ontology annotation, biological process: intracellular iron ion homeostasis; iron ion transport. Lineage: Eukaryota; Metazoa; Chordata; Mammalia; Artiodactyla; Hippopotamidae. The coding region runs from base 1 to 1437 and encodes 478 amino acids. Gene Ontology annotation, molecular function: ferric iron binding; ferrous iron binding. The transcript has 4 exons.